Talaromyces amestolkiae is the source of this 1404-nucleotide messenger RNA. RefSeq lists its product as uncharacterized. Gene Ontology annotation, biological process: tRNA methylation. Gene Ontology annotation, cellular component: nucleus; tRNA (m1A) methyltransferase complex. The record is from RefSeq and is a predicted model, not a curated record. NCBI's taxonomy places the organism in Eukaryota, Fungi, Ascomycota, Eurotiomycetes, Eurotiales, Trichocomaceae. The transcript has a single exon. Bases 1 to 1404 code for a protein of 467 amino acids.
AUGCCCUCCCCCUUUUUCAACCCCGGGACAACUUCUUCCGCCGACCAACUCGCCAUCCUCCACCUCCGCCGAGACGCCCUCGUCCCGACAAUCCUCCGCACCCACGACGACGAAGAGCAAGGCUACGACGAAGGCAAAGUCGUAAACACACGAUUCGGCUCGUUUCCCCACACUACACUAAUCAAUCAACCAUGGGGCUCUCAAAUAGUAGCCUCAGAUGUCAACACCGGUAAAAGAUCGCGCACAAAAGGGAAAAGAAAAGCGGCUGCUCUGGCUGAUGGUGGUGACGAUACUACUACCAGCAAUGCCGCGACGGCCGCAUCCCCGAAAGCUGCGAGUAGCGGGUUCAUUCACUUAAUUCCACCUACGCCCGAGUCGUGGACUUCGGCAUUGCCGCAUCGGACGCAGGUGGUUUACACACCGGAUUAUAGCUAUAUUCUGCACAGACUACGUGCUUCGCCGGGCAAGACGAUUAUCGAGGCUGGUGCGGGGAGUGGCUCGUUUACGCAUGCCGCUGCUCGAGCCGUCUUUAACGGAUAUGCGAGUCUAGAACCUGCACAAAAAAAGCAAAAGACAGGGUUCGGCAAAGUCUGCAGUUUCGAAUUCCACGCAACAAGAGCAACGAAAGUUCAAGAAGAGUUGAAACAACACGGCCUCGAAGAUGUGGUCCGCGUCACGCACCGCGACGUCUACAAUGAUGGCUUCUUACUUCCUAAUGAAAUUGAAAAUUCUACUGAGAAAAUAUCACCAAAAGCAAACGCAAUAUUUUUGGAUCUUCCAGCCCCCUGGCUAGCCCUCAAACAUCUCACCCGUCAACCCGCUGACGGCACCGAAUCCGCCCUUGACCCGUCAAGCGCAGUACGCAUAUGUACAUUCUCGCCGUGCAUGGAACAAGUCCAGAAGACAAUUAGCGUCCUCCGCCAACAAGGUUGGCUGCAAAUUUCAAUGGUAGAGGUACUGCAUCGACGGAUUGAAGUCCGCAGAGAAGUCGUAGGUCUCGAGACGGAGGGCGUCAGAAGGGCGAUGGUGUAUCCGCGGUCGGUGGAGGAGGCGGUAGGCAAAUUGAGGGUUGUGGAGGGACGGCUGAAGGAGUUUCAAAAAGCUCAAAGGGAGGCGGCUGAAGCUGCUGCUGCCGCUGCUGCCAACGGCGAAGCCGCUCCUGUCAAAGCUGAGGAGGAAUCAGUUGAAGAAAAAGAACAGGAAAUUCAGAAACAGCAAGCAACCAACCAGACUAAAGAAACUUCGUCACAAAUUCCAUCGUACGAAAUGGGCCGAUUGGUUCAUCGCACAGAACCGGAUCUCAAGACGCACACUUCAUAUCUCGUUUUUGCAGUCUUGCCUCGCGCAUGGUCUGCGGAUGAUGAGCGGAAAGCGAGAGAACUGUGGCCUUCGCGACCUGCAUAG